This is a messenger RNA of Penicillium diatomitis, 1239 nucleotides long. RefSeq lists its product as uncharacterized. Gene Ontology annotation, cellular component: plasma membrane. Gene Ontology annotation, biological process: cell surface receptor signaling pathway; adenylate cyclase-activating G protein-coupled receptor signaling pathway. The record is from RefSeq and is a predicted model, not a curated record. Lineage: Eukaryota; Fungi; Ascomycota; Eurotiomycetes; Eurotiales; Aspergillaceae. Bases 1 to 1239 code for a protein of 412 amino acids. The transcript has 2 exons. Gene Ontology annotation, molecular function: G protein-coupled receptor activity.
AUGUUGACUCUUGCGAUCAAUUGGCUGCUGACGCCGAGAGACCUGGCGGGCUCAUCAAUUCAACCCCGAUGGGACAAACAAUCGGAUGUGGCAGCCAACUCGCCCAACUCAGCAGCCGGCUCAUGGAUCAUUGAUCCGCUACCUUCCUUACAAAGAGCGGGCCUGAUUGCGGUAUCGACCCUGGCUAUGAUCUCCUUACUCUCCACAUUCGUUCUAUUAUGUUUUUUUACCUACCGAUUCAUCUUCUGGAAGAGAUUCUAUAAGCGCUACAUCGGUUACAAUCAAUAUGUCGUGCUCAUGUACAACCUGGCGCUGGCCGAUUUCAUCCAGGGCUUGGGGUUCAUCGUCAGUCUAAGAUGGAUCGCGAAAGACUCGUUGCAUGCGACGGAUCCCGCGUGCUUUCUGCAGGGGAUUUGGUUGCAGAUUGGGGAUCCCAUGAGUGGACUUUUUGUCCUGGCGAUUGCCCUCCAUACCUUCCUGCAGGUCACCUAUGGACGCCAACUCAGUCAUCGAACCUUUGUGGCCAUCAUCGUCAGUCUUUGGGUGUUUGGGGUUAUCCUGGUCAUCAUUCCUAUUGCGAUCGUUGGACCGCACGUGUGGAUGCCUUCUGUGGCUUGGUGCUGGAUGACCACCGCACAUCCCACUCUUCGUCUAUGGACUCAUUACUUCUGGAUCUUUGCCGCUCAGUUCUUCAAUCUCGUGUUAUACGCCAUCAUGUUCGUCCAGCUGCGACGGCGCAUGGCGCAAUCGAAGAUUCUUGGACAGAGCUAUACUGAAAGUCUUCGACGACUUAACCGAGUCGUUUCAUACAUGGUCCUCUACCCGAUCGUCUACAUCGUCUUGACACUGCCCCUGUCAGCGGGUCGAAUGGCCUCGGUCAGCGGCCACAGUCCUAACGUCGCCUACUUCUGUGUGGCAGGCGCCUUGAUGACCCUGUCCGGCUUCUGCGAUACUCUUCAGUAUACUUUGACCCGCAAAAGUCUGGUCUUGGACUCCGAGACUCGUUCCAAGCGAGACGACGGCUACCACGAUCUGUCGAGGAGCGGACACAAGAAGACCAAGCCGCAAAUGGACUCCAAGACGGAUGAUCAGGGUCUCGUUUCUACGGUGUGCACGACUUUCCAGAGAGGAAGCUCAACAGAGGCAAUUGUUCCCAAAGAGGAUAUCGAGCUCCAGGCUUCAGCUCCUCAGGUGUAUCAGCAUACGACCAUUACCGUGACGAGAGAGCCGGCUUAUUGA